Messenger RNA from Aphanomyces astaci, 372 nucleotides. RefSeq lists its product as hypothetical. NCBI's taxonomy places the organism in Eukaryota, Oomycota, Saprolegniomycetes, Saprolegniales, Verrucalvaceae. Gene Ontology annotation, molecular function: transcription coregulator activity. Gene Ontology annotation, biological process: regulation of DNA-templated transcription. Bases 1 to 372 code for a protein of 123 amino acids. The record is from RefSeq and is a predicted model, not a curated record. The transcript has a single exon.
AUGGCCAGCCUGCCGCCGCUGGUGCCGCCGCCGCGGAAGCGCCAUUACACAGAGAUGCGCCAGCCUCCGUCCAGCAUGCACGAGAUCGCGUCCGUGUUCAUGGCGGCGAAGCUAGAGCGGUCGAACGUCGUCGUCAUGCCGGGAGAUCGGGCGUCCGUCGAGUCCAAGCUCAUGGCGGUGCUCAUCGCCAUGAAGCCCAAUACCCCCAUGCACAAGCGACUCCAACUCCCGUCCCUUGUCAAGAAACUGGAGCGCAUGCUGCUCCGUGUGGCCAGCUCCAAAGAAGAUUACAUGGACCCGGCCACGAUGCUGCCAAGGCUGCAAGCGGUGCACAGCUUUCGACAAGCCAAGAGACAGCGCACUGUGUAUUAA